UUUAAUAACCGAUGCACUUCCACAGCCAUUUAAGUCGCCAUUUAUUCCAUCACAAUAUAGUUUUAGCUCGGAUACAUCAAGUGUUUCCACAUCCUUCUGGGAAAUCUGCAUCAAAACCAAGCUCCUCAGCAGAGAAGUAUGAUAAGGAACAUAAUAUUAUUAGCAUACCAGGUCCAUCAAAAAUGAAUAUAGAGAAUGAACCCGGUGAAAUUAAUAUAAUACCAUUAUCUAGAACGUCAUCUUCAUCAACAAUUACAGCUCCUGAAACUGAAAUUCAUAAAAUUAAUUAUGACAUUACAUUGAGCUCAGCUAAUGAAGCACAUCAAAAGGAUAUACAGAAUGAACUCAGUCAAGUAAUAACAUUAUCUAGAACAUCAUCCGAAUCAACAGUCACAGCUCCUGAAUCUGAAAUGCAUAAAAUUAAUUAUGACAUUACAUUGAGCUCAGCUAAUGAAGCACAUCAAAAGUAA
Molecule: messenger RNA, 470 nt
Organism: Sitophilus oryzae (rice weevil)
Lineage: Eukaryota; Metazoa; Arthropoda; Insecta; Coleoptera; Curculionidae
Exons: 5
Coding region: 12-470 (152 amino acids)
Source: RefSeq, a predicted model, not a curated record